This is a messenger RNA of Thlaspi arvense, 2280 nucleotides long. The record is from the annotation of a GenBank genome assembly. NCBI's taxonomy places the organism in Eukaryota, Viridiplantae, Streptophyta, Magnoliopsida, Brassicales, Brassicaceae.
AUGAUGAGGUCUGUACUCAGUCAAUUGUGUUUUCUCCUAGUACUGAACUCCAUUUCAGCAGAACUCACCAUUUCAAGUUCUUGUCCAAGCCACUGCGGAAAGAUCUCCAUACCCUAUCCUUUUGGAAUUGGAAACGGGUGCUACCACAAUGAAUGGUACGAGGUUCAAUGCAACAAUUUCGUCCCGUUUCUGCCCAAGAUCAGCAAGGAAGUGGUGCAAAUCGAUUAUCCAAGACCAUCAGAGCACGGAGUUGAGUCCAUUCCUUCUGGUUCACUCCGCAUCAAAACAAAAAUAACUUCUAUGGGGUGUUCUGGCGGCGAUGGAAAAGAGUUCAAAGAGGUUCUGAACUAUACCAAAACCCCGUUUUCCAUGAGCAGCAAUAACAAACUUGUGGCUUUUGGGUGUAAUCACAAGGCAACUUUGAUGCAUGUUGACCCCAGAAUUGUCGGAUGCGUCUCGACUUGCGACCCAUCUAACCUACUGACGGACUCAUCAGAAAGAGGCUGCGAUGGCUACAAGUGUUGCAAUGUGAGCACACCUAUUGAGGUCGGUCAAGAAAUUGGUGUGAAGAUCGAGAGCCGGGAUGGUGGUAAUACGACAACAGGAGGGUGCGCAGUCGCCUUCUUAACAGACGAAUUUGAUCAAACAUCGCGGUCGUGGGGCAACAGAGCUGAUCCAAAAUGGUUUCACGCGAGGAAAUAUUCAACUAUCCAGCUAAAGUGGAAAGUUAUUACGAUGGGUACCUCGUUUACAGAAUCCUUGAAGUGUGGCAACAACACACUGUCGGACGACUUUCUCUCUAGACCUUGCUAUUGUUAUGAGGUUGUCACAGAUGACGAGGCCAUCCAUCUAUGGUGUGCAUGCACCUCUGGUUACAAGGGUAACCCAUACCUUCUAGAUGAUUGCAAAGAUAUUGAUGAGUGUAAAAUUCUUGAAGCUGGACGUCAUCGUCCAAAGUACUGUAGUAGCGGUGAAACUUGUCUAAACACUCGAGGUGGCCAUCAAUGCGUAGUGAAAAAGAACAAAACCUUCCUAAUUUAUAUAGGGGUCAGCAUCGGUGUAAGCGUGUUUCUUGUAUGUGCAUGCAUAUGGCUUUACAAGUACAUCAAGAAGCAAAGGAAGAUUAAGCAGAGACAAGCCUUCUUCAAGCGCAACGGAGGUCUUCUGUUACAGCAACAGCUAACCUCAGGGGAAGGCUCCGUUGACAAGACUGUCGUAUUCAGCUCCAAAGAACUAGAGAAAGCCACAGAGAGCUUCAGUUCUGAGAGGGUGCUUGGGGAAGGUGGGCAAGGAACCGUCUACAAAGGGAUGCUCGCUGAUGGUAGGAUCGUGGCGGUGAAGAAAUCAAAGGCUCUGGACCAAGAUCAAGUACAAGAAUUCAUCAACGAGCUUGUGAUUCUCUCGCAAAUCAACCACCGCAACAUCGUCAGUAUACUAGGCUGUUGCCUUGAGACGGAGGUCCCGGUUUUGGUAUACGAGUUUAUUUCCAACGGAAACCUAUUCGAACAUCUUCAGAACCAGGUCGAUGAUGAUCAGACGGUGGCUAGUUGGGAAGUACGCUUGCGAAUUGCCAUAGAUAUUGCGGACUCCCUCUCAUACCUCCACUCCGCCGCGUCCUCUCCAAUUUACCAUAAGGAUGUUAAAUCUACCAACAUCAUGCUUGACGCUAAGCACCGAGCAAAAUUGUCUGAUUUCGGUAUUUCAAGGGUGAUGGCUGUGGAUGAUACUCAUCUCACUACCGUGGUGAAAGGUACCGCCGGAUAUGUCGAUCCUGAGUACUACCAAUCCGAACAAUACACGGAAAAGAGCGACGUGUACAGUUACGGUGUCGUCCUCGCCGAACUCAUCACCGGAGAGAAGCCGGUCUCUUCCCAACGGCCUCAAAACACCCGGACUCUAGCAACUUACUUUCUCGUUGCAAUGAGAGACGACAGGCUUUUCGACAUUAUUGAUCCUCGCAUCAGAGAUGGUUGCAUGUUGGAGCAAGUCAAGGUCAUGGCCAAGAUUGCGAGGCUGUGUCUGAACCUUACGGGAGAGAGACGACCCAGCAUGAGGGAUAUUUUAGUGGAGCUGGAAUGUAUCCGUUCGUCGCCUCAUGGAGUUUCACUGCACCUGGGCUGUAUAGUUGAAAACGAUGAAGAGGAUGACCAAGCUGUAGAAGUUAUCUCACGCAGAGAAACGUUCAACAUCGAUAUUGCUUCAACUUCAGCAUAUCAAUAUGACUACGGUGCAGCUAUGUCGACUGAUGUUGAACCGUUAUGUCCUUCUCAAACAUGGUGA